UUAAGUAAAUCUCCUCAGAGCUCCUCGAGGAAGAGUGCACGACACGACUUCCCACAACAGCACACGGCGCGCGCGCACAGUGAUGACGUAGCACCGCCGUUCUCUUGACGACAACAAACAUGGAGGAGUAUGCCCGUGAGCCUUGUCCCUGGAGGAUAGUGGAUGACUGUGGAGGUGCUUUCACCAUGGGAGCUAUUGGAGGAGGGGUGUUCCAGGCGAUCAAGGGCUUUCGUAAUGCCCCUGCAGGUGUUGGACACAGACUGAAAGGAAGUGCAAAUGCAGUGAGAAUAAGAGCUCCUCAGAUUGGAGGUAGCUUUGCUGUAUGGGGAGGGCUCUUCUCCACAAUCGACUGUGGUUUAGUUCGCCUGAGAGGGAAAGAGGAUCCUUGGAACUCUAUAACAAGCGGGGCGCUGACUGGGGCCAUCCUGGCAGCACGCAGUGGGCCGUUAACUAUGAUGGGUUCUGCCAUGAUGGGGGGAAUCUUGCUCGCUCUCAUUGAGGGUUUUGGGAUCCUCCUAACCAGAUAUACAGCACAGCAGUUUCAGAACCCUAUUCCCUUUACAGAGGACCCCAGUCAGCUACCUCCAAAGGAUGGAGGUCAGCAGCAGCAGCAGCAGCAUCAGGGCACAAAAGGGCAGUUUCAGUAGAGAGCAACCAGGACUGAGACCAGCUGUGGACACAGUGAGUCAGACCAGAGAGUAGGGGGGACCAGACUUUACAGCAGGUAUCAGGAGGACCAGGAGGACCAGAUACUGGUCUCUACAGUGGUGUCAAGUAGGUGCACUAUGUACUUAUACCUCAGGGGCAAAUUACUGUGAGUUUAUUUAUUAUGUUUAUUUAUGAGUGAAUUUUUGUGACAAAUGUCAUGUUUGCACCUCCGGCAUCUCAUGCAACAUUUUCUGUAUUAAUGUUUGAAAUCAAUUUGAUUAUUCAACAUCCAGGUAAAAGCUAUAAAUUAAAGGCAUAGAUUGACAUUUGGGGAAAUUUGCUUUGGUGCAGAGAGUUAGAUGAGAAGAUCAACCACUUUCUGCUGGAGCCAACAGUUGGUAAGCUUAGCAUAAAGACUGGAAACAGCCAGCCUGGCUCUGUCCAAAGGUUACCAAAUCCACCUACCACCACCUCUAAAUCACACUAAUUAACAGGUUGUAUCUUGUUUUUUUAAUUUGUACAAAAAUUGAUGUGUAAAAACUACAUUUUUUUUUUAUUUUACAAGGGGUUAUGUGUUUCUUACCAGGUGCUGUGACUUCUUGAGUUGGCAUCUAUCUUCUCAUGUAACUCUCAGCAAAAAAGUGAAUAAUUGUAUUUACCAAAAGAUUAAACUAUUCCUUUAAUAUUCCAAAGAUCUUAUACAUGUAUGCACAGAUAUAGUAAACAGUGAAGCCAGUGUUUUAAUGGCUGCAAGGCAGAACGGUAGAGCACUAAGAAAAAAAUAGAUGUCGGAGGAGUUUUACCAUGAGAGUGGUAUUCUGAAAGUUGUGUAGUCUCAAGUCUUUAAUUAUGUGUCAGCUGUGACAAUCAAUGCAAAGAACUUUGUGUUUUUAAGUGAUGUAAGAUGUGUCUAGUAGGCUCAACAAAAUCUCAUGCCACUCUGUUUCCAGUUUCUCUUAAUAAGGUCUUGCCUCGCCUGGCAGCUUUUGUCAUUUUGAAUCUUUGUUGAAUAGUUAUUAUCUUAACGUAUUAGAAGGAUGAGCACAAAUCGUGAAGAAAUAUGUACGAGGUUCCUAGAAAUGAUGACUUGAAUGUAGAAUGUAGAAUGUAAGUAAUGUAGUACUUACACAUGCACCCCUAGUCACUUUGAUCACUGCGUUAUCCAUCAAGCAACCAAGCACUUUUUAAAGCCCAUCUCUCUAUUUUUUUAGUAGCAUUCGCCACGGGAGAGAGAUGGUGCAGUAUGAUCCUGUGAGUAGCAGUCAAACUAUGUUUAGAAAGAAUGUUUAUUUUAUGUAUUGUCUUGAUAUAUUUAUCUUGCAAAAGCUGAUUAAAAAAAUAAAUAAAAAUAAAGGCAUCAGAUGUUCUUUAAGAUUUGA
Messenger RNA from Sebastes umbrosus (honeycomb rockfish), 2027 nucleotides. RefSeq names its product translocase of inner mitochondrial membrane 17 homolog B (yeast) (gene timm17b). The record is from RefSeq and is a predicted model, not a curated record. Bases 120 to 647 code for a protein of 175 amino acids. Gene Ontology annotation, cellular component: mitochondrial inner membrane; TIM23 mitochondrial import inner membrane translocase complex. Gene Ontology annotation, biological process: protein import into mitochondrial matrix. The transcript has 6 exons. NCBI's taxonomy places the organism in Eukaryota, Metazoa, Chordata, Actinopteri, Perciformes, Sebastidae. Gene Ontology annotation, molecular function: transmembrane protein transporter activity.